Messenger RNA from Cyclopterus lumpus (lumpfish), 3444 nucleotides. It is a transcript of the gene sesn1, whose product is annotated as sestrin 1. NCBI's taxonomy places the organism in Eukaryota, Metazoa, Chordata, Actinopteri, Perciformes, Cyclopteridae. Gene Ontology annotation, molecular function: oxidoreductase activity, acting on peroxide as acceptor; L-leucine binding. Bases 192 to 1658 code for a protein of 488 amino acids. The transcript is spliced from 9 exons. Gene Ontology annotation, cellular component: nucleus. The record is from RefSeq and is a predicted model, not a curated record. Gene Ontology annotation, biological process: positive regulation of macroautophagy; cellular response to leucine starvation; regulation of response to reactive oxygen species.
CGAGCCUCGACUUAUUUACCGAAUGUAUGAGGCAGAGAGGACGGUAUUCUGCUGUGGGGCUGCAACAGCUGACUGCCGAGCACUUUACCUAGUGCCUCAAGGAACAAAGAGAAGAGGAAAGAGCCAUUCAAGAAUACCUGCUAAAUAUUUUUUAUUCCCUUCAAAUAAUUAAAGUGCAGCGAGGACACGCGAUGAGGCACGCGGUCGCACCGGCAGAAAACGUGGAAAAUAAUUAUUUUGCCGUGACAGACCUGUUAAAGAUAUGUACCCAUUGUGAACGGCUAAGCAAAAAGGACUUGGGAGUAAGGAUCCCAAGACCCUUAGGAAACGGACCAAGCAGAUUCAUCCCUGAAAAAGAGAUUCUUAAAGUCAGUAAAGUGGACGCCAGGACACAGUCGAUAUUUGAGGAUGCGUUUGCAGCCCUCGGUCGUCUCGACAACAUUUCUCUCGUGAUGGGCUUCCAUCCGCAGUACCUGGGCAGUUUUCUCCGGACGCAGCACUACCUGCUCCAGAUGGAUGGACCCCUGUCUUUGCACUACCGACACUACAUCGGCAUCAUGGCGGCAGCUAGACACCAGUGUUCCUACUUGGUCAACCUCCACGUGAACGACUUCCUCCAGGUCGGGGGGGAUUUCAAGUGGCUGAACGGCCUCGAUGGUGCCCCACAGAAGCUGCAGCAGCUUGGAGAACUCAACAAAAUCCUGGCCCAUCGACCGUGGCUUCUCACCAAGGAACACAUCGAGCGCCUUCUGAAAGCAGAGGAGCACAGCUGGUCCCUCGCAGAGCUAAUCCACGCCGUGGUUCUCCUCACACACUACCACUCCCUUGCCUCGUUCACAUUCGGCUGCGGCAUCACGCCCGAGAUCCACUGCGACGGUGGACACACUUUCAGACCCCCCUCCCUCAGCCAGUACUGCGUCUGUGACAUUGCCAAUGGCAACGGCCAUGCUAAUCACCACGACGAUCCGCUUGGCAACCAGGAGUUGUGUGGCGAGGUGGAGGUGCUGAUGGAGCGCAUGAAGCAGCUGCAGGAGUGCCGCGACGAUGAGGAGGCUAGCCAGGAGGAGAUGGCAACUCGCUUCGAGAGGGAGAAGACUGAGAGCAUGCUUGUGGUCACGGCAGAGGACGAGGAGUGUGUCCCCUCCAGAGACAUCUCCCGGCACUUUGAGGACCCUAGCUAUGGCUACAAGGACUUCUCCAGGAGAGGGGAGCAUGUUCCCACAUUCAGAGUACAGGACUACAGCUGGGAGGAUCACGGUUUCUCUCUGGUCAACAGACUUUACCCUGAUGUUGGUCAGAUGCUGGAUGAGAAGUUCCAAAUGGCCUACAAUCUGACCUACAACACCAUGGCGACACACAAGGAUGUCGACACCAGUAUGCUGCGCAGGGCUAUCUGGAACUACAUCCACUGCAUGUUUGGCAUCAGGUAUGAUGACUAUGAUUACGGGGAGAUCAACCAGCUUCUGGACCGUAGCUUUAAGAUCUAUAUCAAGACGAUGGUGUGUAGCCCCGAGAAGACCACCAAACGAAUGUAUGAGAGUUUCUGGAGGCAGUUUCAGCACUCCGAGAAGGUCCACGUUAAUCUGCUUCUUAUGGAAGCGCGAAUGCAGGCAGAACUGUUAUACGCUCUGAGAGCGAUCACUCGCUACAUGACAUGAAGUGCUUUCGGCGUUUUUAUCGUUUGUCAUUGUCGUAGCUCAUUACGGGACACUUUAAGAAAAAAAGAAAAUCAAAGGAGGGGGAAGGGAUUCAACAAAAGUGUGGAAGAGAUGAGAGAAGCCCUGGGUUGUGACAGUGCUUAUUGGAUGGGUGUUGAGAAGAGGAUCAGAACAAAUUAAAGCAAGAAAAUAAAAAGGAACCGUUGAAGAAAAUCAUCUCAAACUACAAGUGGAUACACAAAUUCAGUUUAUGUUGCCUGCAGUGCCAACACUGACCAAGAGAGGGCUGCCUUGAGCAAACUCCUGCUCUGCUCAGGAGUUUGUGCUGGGCCUGAGCACCGACACCGGAGGCCUCCAGGACGAUGUUUCAGUAUUCCAGCAUGCAACACAUUUGUUGCCAGUCUCUUCUGUCUCCUGGUAGAAUGAAGACCCACAGAAGAAGAAAAAAAAACAGCAAGCUGUGCAGCCAGAAACAGUCUGCACUUUGAUUCUGUCGUCACUGUUAUAUUUGUUUAGUUUCUUUAAUACCUUUUUUAUUUCAUUAUGUAUUAAGAGAAGUGGAUGUUGUUGUCAGUGUAGUUGCUGUUAGUGGUAACUGGAGAUGGAAGCAUUAACUUUGGGCGGUGUUUUUUUUUUUUGUGUGUGCCUGAACUAUCCAGCACAGUGUGUAGAUGUGCUGACGAUGCUGCUCCCAUAAUGUGUUCAAUGGGGUCAUAUUGAUCCCCAAAUCACCCCCGAACCCUCAUUAUAUCCACCAAGCCCCUAUCCAUUAGAAAUCCACUGCAUUAUCUCCCUCCCUCUUGUCCUCUCCCCCAUCCCAAAUGUCAAUGUAAGCUAAUCCAAGGUGUGUGUGUGUGUGUGUGUGUGUCAGUCAGGAGGUUUGGAAAGAAACUCAAAGAACACUGUCUGAGCCCUUUAUUGAGUUUGACUGUAACUGUGUGGAUGAGAUCUGUGUUUAUGAUGAAAUGAUUGUUUCACAGAAAUGACAGAGGAGAAAAAGUUAGUCUUUAUUUUUUAUUUCAUGUGUCAAGAAAAGAAAAAGCGAGGCACUUUGAAGGAAAUACUUCUUGCUUCUGCUGUAGCUCUCUUAUUGUGAGAUAACUGUUUAUCAUUUGUUGUUGGUAAUGAUGAUGUCUUUAUUUUUCUGGUAAUGGGGGGAAAAAAAAAAAAACGAGAAAAAAAAACGCUAAUCAAGAAGAAAGUUAGACACCAGGUUUUCCAGGAGGGAUUUGCUUCCGGUUGCCCUAACCACACCGUAUCUGUCUUCCGCCUAUCCCAGCUGCCUGGUCGCCCUAACACUUUCGAAGCUUUGGAUUGUGAAUUUACCAGUAAAUGAAUACCUCUUCUGUUUUUCUCCAUAAAACAUUUAAGAAGUGCUCUUUGGUGAGCAGAGACUUACCGGGCUGCCGCGUUCCCAUUUCUCGGGGCGUGCGGUCCCACACGGGGCCGACUGCGGUCGAAUAGCUGUCGAACGCAAAAGGUUGUUGCCGUGCUUAUUUCCCUGCUGGGGAAGUCUAACCAGUGCAAAAGCAGCUUUUUUUUAAAUUAUUAUUUUCAACUGCUGUUUUGUUUACUAAAACCAGUAAAGUACUGCAUUCUUCUGGGGGUGGAUGGAGAGAAUCAGACAGAUGAAUGAGUAAUGAGGAGGAGCAGGAGGGUGAUGAUAAAGGAAUGGUACAUUUGGAAGUGGUUUGAGGGGAAGGAGUUCUUUUUUUUUUUUUUUUUAACUUCUGACUGAUGUCAGUUACUGACACUUUUUAAAGAAAUAUGAAAAUAUCCCCAAAAA